UGUAGAGGGAUCCUCUGUUUGUUUUCUUCCUGGAGCGGGCCCUGCUUAUGUGACCGUUGGCACACACAGUCUGGGCAGGUGUCCGCACAGAAACAGAAGAAGGGAGAAGAAGACCCCAAAUGAGCCAGUGUGUGUGGAAGUAGGUCAACAACGCAGAUGUGCCUGACCAAAGAGCAUUUAAUAAGAAAACAAGAGCUUCUGAAGGGGACAGAAUCAGUAGAUAAUUUCUGCCGGUGGAAAAACAGGCCGAACCUUCUAGAAGGACGGAAAAGAGUGUAGAAGCUUGUGGGCUCUGGUGGAGAACAGCCCGUGUGUGUUUACUGUGUGUACCCAUGGAAAAGCUGCUGAAGACGGCCUGACCCAACUCUGCUUUUUUCACUCCAACUGUUGACUUCUGAAACACUCCUGCUUCAGGAGGAAAAGCUCAGCUGCACUCGGACAGUUUUUCGCUGGGACUCAGAAUAAUGCUGCUUUGGACCACUCUGUACAAGGUGGCCACUGAUCACUACAAUCAGCUCUCCUGUCCAGGUCAAAUGGAUCCAGCUGUCAGCACAAAGUGUCAAAACUAUCACUUGGUAUCUGCAACAGUAUCCUCCGUGGACAAGUGUGUUGAGUGUCUGGGACUUAUAUCUUCCUACAAGUGGCUUGGCUAUGUAUGCAAAGAUGAGAUUGUGUUCAGUGACGCUGAAGCCAGUGCAAGCGAAUCUAAUGACUGCAGCAUGGCAGUCACAGCAACAGAAUGUGGAACUGUGGAGCCUAUGGAUACUGACGCUACAAUCAAAGAGCAAGUUCAUGACAUGGAAGAUUUUGCAGGGUCUGUAUUGUCAGUGUCAUCUACAGUAACUGAGACUGCUCCUGCCUCUGAAGGACAAGAUGGUUGUGAAGACCAGCAUAGAAGAGUGCCAAAGAAAGUGUGGUUGAAGGCUGAGGUUGCCGCAGUAUUGCGACAUUUCAGAGAUCACAUUCAAAAAGGAAAACUGGCCACCAAAAAUGAAUGUAGUCAAUGCAAGCUGGUAGAAGGCCCUGUGCUAGCACAAAGAACAGUGCAAAAUAUUAGGGACUUUGUUAGAAACUGAGGAAUAGCUGCAAAGAGGCAG
This is a messenger RNA of Sphaeramia orbicularis (orbiculate cardinalfish), 1097 nucleotides long. RefSeq lists its product as uncharacterized. The transcript has 7 exons. NCBI's taxonomy places the organism in Eukaryota, Metazoa, Chordata, Actinopteri, Kurtiformes, Apogonidae. The record is from RefSeq and is a predicted model, not a curated record. Bases 465 to 1076 code for a protein of 203 amino acids.